This is a messenger RNA of Pteropus alecto (black flying fox), 3306 nucleotides long. It is a transcript of the gene SLC7A11, whose product is annotated as solute carrier family 7 member 11. The transcript has 12 exons. Gene Ontology annotation, biological process: amino acid transmembrane transport. Bases 260 to 1765 code for a protein of 501 amino acids. Lineage: Eukaryota; Metazoa; Chordata; Mammalia; Chiroptera; Pteropodidae. The record is from RefSeq and is a predicted model, not a curated record. Gene Ontology annotation, molecular function: L-amino acid transmembrane transporter activity. Gene Ontology annotation, cellular component: membrane.
ACCGAGGUGGUGGUUGGAGGAAGCGGAGGAACGGGAGCCCCUGAACACAUAGGUGUUUCUGAGGUGUAAUUAGAUAACUGUGAAGGAGAAAAUAGACCUCUGAGUUUUUACCUGUGAACACAAUAGCACUGAGAGAGACAAUCUGAAAGCAAAGAGGAAGAGAUUGGUCAGUCACACCAAGAGGCACCAAAGUUGAAAGUUUUAGAUUUUUUUUUUUUUUUUGCCUCUGUUUUUAUUUUCGCCCCUGGGUGUCACUGCAAUGGUCAGAAAGCCUGUCGUGUCUACCAUCUCCAGUGGAGGUUACCUGCAGGGCAGUGUUCAUGGGAGGCUGCCCUCCCUGGGCGGCAAGGAGCCCCCUGGGCAGGAGAAAGUGGUGCUGAAGAAGAAAAUCACUUUGCUGAGGGGCAUCUCCAUCAUCAUUGGCACCAUCAUUGGCGCAGGCAUCUUCAUCUCUCCUAAGGGCGUGCUCCAGAACACGGGCAGCGUGGGCAUGUCCCUGGUUAUCUGGACAGUCUGUGGGGUCCUGUCACUGUUUGGAGCCUUGUCCUAUGCUGAAUUGGGAACAAGUAUAAAAAAAUCUGGUGGUCAUUACAUCUAUAUUCUGGAAGUCUUUGGCCCAUUACCAGCUUUUGUACGAGUCUGGGUGGAACUGCUCAUAAUACGCCCUGCAGCCACUGCUGUGAUAUCUCUGGCAUUUGGACGCUACAUACUGGAACCGUUUUUCAUUCAGUGUGAAAUUCCUGAACUUGCCAUCAAGCUCAUUACAGCUGUGGGCAUAACUGUAGUGAUGGUCCUAAAUAGCAUGAGUGUCAGCUGGAGCACCCGGAUCCAGAUUUUCCUAACCUUUUGCAAGCUCACAGCAAUUCUGAUAAUUAUAGUCCCUGGAGUUAUACAGCUAAUUAAAGGGCAAACACAACACUUUAAAGAUGCCUUUUCAGGAAGAGAUGCAAGUGUUAUGGGACUGCCGCUUGCUUUUUAUUAUGGAAUGUACGCAUACGCUGGCUGGUUUUACCUCAACUUCGUUACUGAAGAAGUACACAAUCCUGAAAAAACUAUCCCCCUCGCCAUAUGUAUAUCCAUGACCGUCGUCACCAUUGGCUAUGUGCUCACAAACGUGGCCUACUUCACGACCAUCAGUGCUGAGGAGCUCGGGCUCUUGGAUGCAGUGGCGGUGACCUUUUCCGAGCGGCUCCUGGGCAAUUUCUCAUUAGCGGUUCCAAUCUUUGUCGCCCUGUCCUGCUUUGGCUCCAUGAACGGUGGCGUGUUUGCCGUCUCCAGGUUAUUCUAUGUUGCGUCUCGAGAGGGUCACCUUCCGGAAAUCCUCUCCAUGAUCCAUGUCCGCAAGCACACCCCUCUGCCAGCUGUCAUUGUUUUGCACCCUCUGACGAUAAUCAUGCUCUUCUGUGGGGACCUCUACAGUCUUUUGAGUUUCCUCAGUUUCGCCAGGUGGCUUUUUAUUGGGCUAGCAGUCGCCGGGCUGAUUUAUCUUCGCUACAAACGCCCAGAUAUGCAUCGUCCUUUCAAGGUGCCGCUGUUCAUCCCAGCUUUGUUUUCUUUCACGUGUCUCUUCAUGGUCGCCCUGUCCCUUUAUUCAGAUCCAUUCAGUACAGGGAUCGGCUUCAUCAUCACACUGACCGGGGUCCCCGCCUACUAUCUCUUUAUCGUAUGGGACAAGAAACCCAAGUGGUUUAGAAGAGUGUCAGGCAGAAUAACCAGAACCUUACAAAUAAUACUGGAAGUUGUACCAGAAGAAGAUUGUCAUUAAUUAUGAAUUAAUGCAUUUGAAAUCUUGGCAAUCUAUCCUUGGCCUUGUUUCUGCCGAAAAGGCUGAAACAAAACAUGGACGUUCACUUCAUUUUAUGAAAAUCCAGAGGAUUGCAACUUUGGUGAUGGACUGAAAGGAAUCAGUUAUUUCUGUUUGUAUCGUUUAGUGUAUUCAAACUGGUUUCUAAGAAAUUUAAUUAUAACUCCAUGUAGUUCUAGAAAACUGAUAUGCAACUGUACUAUGAGUUCACGUGAUUCUUGAGUGCCUGAUACCCACCUUUUGAAGUUAGGGGGAAAAGACUGUGGAAUGGACAAUUACUUCAGUGGUCUUUCGCUGUAAUAUAUCUUACCAUGGCUAAGAACCUUCAAUUGGAGACUGAAAUGUUUUCUAUACGUAUGGGUUUUGUACAAGCGGUUUUUACAUACUAUAGGUGACCAUACUGUGAAAAGUGUUUUCUACUCUUCUGGAGGAAGAAAGAAAGACAAAGCAGGCAUCAUCACUGUGGACAGAGGAGAGAAAUUUAUUUUACAUUGGCAUUGCAUUGCUUCCCCUGAGGUAUCAACUUAGAUGUCACUCAUCUUUUAAUGAGUGAUACUCAGAGCAUUUUGAACAAAGGACAGAGUUGGGAUAUGCCCAGUUUUAAUGGAUACGUUGAAGAAGAGCUGCUAGGGGCUACUGUUCAUGAGACAAAUCCACAAAUUAUGUUUAAGUAAAAAUCCUUGAGAAUUUAUUAGGGGGUUUUUUUUGUUGUUGUUGUUGUUUGUUUUUUCCACUCAUCGUUAGGAAGGCACGUGGUUAUAUGCCAUUUGGUUUUUAUGGCAGCUCAUUUGAUCAAGAAAGGAUGUAACUUUCUUACAGCAAAGCCAUACUCAGUUUGGUAUUAAAUCUUCUUAAGCACAAUCACCUGUUUUGUGAAUAAUUUACCCUUGAUAAAUACACCUAAAUAUGUGCAUUUUCGAAUCUUCAAAUUGCAAUGUCAACACAAGACAGAAAUCACCAAGAAAGAAAACGCCCAAAAUAUUAUGCAGUGUUAGUAAUUCCGAAUUUCUUUUUGUUUCAUAGCUAUUUUUACAUGGUGAUGAAUUUUGACAGGUUGUACAUUUCCUUUAUACAUUUUAUGUUCUGUUAAAAUAGGUCUUCGGCUACAACUGUCCAGGUCAAUUAGGAAAAGGCAUAUAUUCACAUAAAAACUGAGGAAGAAAUGUCAUUGAUAAAGAAAACUUACAGCUGAUGUUUCUAAAAUUUUUCCACUUUUGUGUCUAGGCUCUGUCAGUAAUUUCCUCACCUGAAUUAUCAUUCAAUUCACAAGAGAUAACUGGUAACAAAUUCACUGAAAGAAGGAGAAACUGUGCAUGAAUGUGUGUAUCCAUACAGGUGUUACAUACUGGGUUUAGAAAAUAUUGUGCAAUUUUCAAAUGAGAGUCAUAGUAUGAUGAAACCUGUUAACUGUUUAGUCAGCAUAUUUCAUUCUUUAAUUUUUUUGUCCAUUUGAAAAUAAGAAUUUUUUGAAAGAAUUACACUGAUUAAAAUCAUUAAGAGAA